Molecule: messenger RNA, 1577 nt
Organism: Hemibagrus wyckioides
Lineage: Eukaryota; Metazoa; Chordata; Actinopteri; Siluriformes; Bagridae
Product: carbonic anhydrase-like
Exons: 7
Coding region: 147-929 (260 amino acids)
Biological process (GO): carbon dioxide transport
Cellular component (GO): cytoplasm
Molecular function (GO): carbonate dehydratase activity; zinc ion binding
Source: RefSeq, a predicted model, not a curated record
UGUGUGUGUGUGUGUGACCACUCCAGUGAGAGGAACGUUUUUGGUGAUCGCUAUAUAAAGCGCGCCGCGUCUCAUCUGGGUCACUGGCGCUUUACGCACUCGAGCCAUCGCAAGCGGAACCACUUCAAGCCGAUUAUACUGUGACAAUGCCUAACGAAUGGGGAUACGGAGCGAAUAACGGACCAGACACGUGGCAUGAGAAGUUUCCGAUAGCUAACGGACCCCGGCAGUCUCCCAUAGAUAUUGUGCCUAGUGAGGCUCAGUAUGACCCAGAGCUCAGGCCACUCACACUGCGUUAUGAUCCAUCAGUCUCACUGGACAUCAUCAACAACGGCCACUCCGUCCAGGUCACUUUCGCAGAUGACGAGGACAAAUCAACUCUGACCAGAGGGCCAGUAACUGGCACCUAUAGACUUAAACAGUUCCAUUUUCACUGGGGAUCUAGUGAUGAUAAAGGCUCCGAGCACACAGUUGAUGGAAAACUGUACCCUGCUGAACUUCAUCUAGUUCACUGGAAUACUACAUAUCCCAACUUUGGAGAAGCUGCUAGCAAAUCUGAUGGCCUUGCUGUGGUUGGAGUCUUCUUGGAGAUUGGUAAUGAAAACCCUCAACUCCAGAAGGUUCUUGAUGCACUGGAGGCCAUUAAAGCAAAGGCAACACAGACUACAUUUGCAAACUUUGACCCUACUUUGCUGCUGCCUAGCACACUGGACUAUUGGACAUACGAUGGCUCUUUGACCACACCCCCACUGCUCGAGAGUGUUACAUGGAUUGUCUGCAAGAAGUCAAUCAGUGUUAGCCCUGCACAGAUGGAGAAAUUCCGUGGCCUGCUCUUCUCGACGGAGGAGGAGCCUGAGUGCAAUAUGGUGGAUAACUAUCGCCCACCACAGCCUCUGAAAGAUCGAAAAGUCCGCACAUCUUCCGCAUAAGCUGCUCUGAAGUCUUAAGCUUGCCCCUGACCUCUGUCAUGUUGUUAUGUUUUUUACAUUAUAAUAUUUCCCUGCCAUCUGGCAAAAGCACUACUGAGUCUUUGCUUUUUUGCGCUCCGCUUUUUAUAAAUAUAGUCAGAAGAAGAUUAAUUUGUACAUUGUGGGUAUGGUGCCCGGCCCAUCUUAAUUAAGAUUCAUCAAAACAUACACACAAGCAACCCAAAAGUCCAACUCCAUGCUGCAGGAAUAUAUUAAAAAUGAAGUGGGCUAUCAGUCAUAAUUACCACCAAGAGUCUCUUCAGCUUGCUUCAGGAUCCUGCAGCUUCACAAAAAAAAACACCACAAGAUCCCUAAAAACUCUCUUUUCACAGAUAUAGCAUACUAUGCAAGGCCUUCGAUAAUGCAGUGUUCUAAAGUAAUGACUGUUCCAGGUUUCUUGGAGAACUUCAUAUAGUUCUUCUUCUUGGUCGAAGAAGAUGAAAUCUAAUUUCUGAUUCUACUGACAUGAAUGCAGUAGGCAAUGUAAGAAAAAAAAUAUUUGCAGAGUACUGUAUGUGUGUCAUGGCAUCAUACCUACACUGAGAAACACACACCUACACGUAUGAUAUCUUAACAACUCUCUCAGAGGAGCAGCGUGCUGCUUAAUGC